Drosophila subpulchrella is the source of this 511-nucleotide messenger RNA. RefSeq lists its product as uncharacterized. NCBI's taxonomy places the organism in Eukaryota, Metazoa, Arthropoda, Insecta, Diptera, Drosophilidae. The transcript has 2 exons. The record is from RefSeq and is a predicted model, not a curated record. Bases 166 to 465 code for a protein of 99 amino acids.
AGGGUCUGGGUUAACGCCCAAGCUCUUCUCAUGUUCAAGGGCUGGGACCACUCAUUUAGAAUGGUUAGUCCAUUCUCCAGUCUUGGGUUCUUUUGCUGGACUAUAAAAGCGGAUGAUUGGCUGGCCAACGAACAACAGUCAAGUGAAGUGCACUGAGCCAAGAAGAUGUCACAAAGAUUGAAUUUCUCAUUUGUUAUCCUGCUUUGCCUUUUGGCAUUUGGAAAAGCUGCGCUGCAAAUUUACCAUCCUUUGAUGACCCUGCAUCACCAACCAUCUCUGGCCCAGGUGGGUCAUCUGGUGGACCAUGUGCCCACCGCGGUUUCCCACCAGAGCUCCACCAUCGUGCAUCGUAGUAUCCCAAGGGUUACACCACUGCUGACUCCUGCUCUGAGGACCACCUAUGUGCACUAUCCAACCUGGAACUAUCCGCUCUUCGAUGGUGCCAACACCCUGUACAGAAAGUAAUCCUCUGACCAAAAUGAAUCCUUAAAUUUGAUUCAAUUCAAAUGAU